This is a messenger RNA of Lagopus muta (rock ptarmigan), 1384 nucleotides long. Its product is annotated as peptidyl-prolyl cis-trans isomerase FKBP8-like. The transcript has 6 exons. Gene Ontology annotation, molecular function: protein binding; peptidyl-prolyl cis-trans isomerase activity. The record is from RefSeq and is a predicted model, not a curated record. NCBI's taxonomy places the organism in Eukaryota, Metazoa, Chordata, Aves, Galliformes, Phasianidae. The coding region runs from base 38 to 1384 and encodes 448 amino acids.
UCGCGGCGGCGGGCAGGCGGCGGGGCGACGGGCGGGCAUGCAAGGAGCCUCGGCCGGCGGCUCCCCGGAGGGGGAGGCGGGGGCCGAUGAGCGGCUGCGGGGGCAGGGCCGGGGCAGGCGCGUCCGGUUCCGUAUGCCGCACACCACCAUCGCGGUGCCGUCGUGCCGCGACGAGGAGCAGCUCUUCUACCGGCGCCUGGACGCGCUCGGGGCGCUGGGACCCGACGGCUUCGCGCCGCUCUUCGCCGCCGAGGGCUGGAGCGAAGUGACGGAGGAUCGGCUGCUGCGGAAGCGCGUGGUGCGGGACGGGCGGGGAGGCGCGCCGCAGCCAGGCCAGGAGGUGUCGGUGAAAUUGCUGGGAGCGCUGGAGGACGGCGGUCUGGUGGAGCGGGACCCGCGGCUCAGUUUCGUGCCGGGCCAGGGCGACGCCUUGCAGGUCGGCAGCGCAGGUGGCAGGGUGCGGGGCGCGGAGAGCCCGGCGAGCACAGCCCGUGCUUCGUGCCCGCAGGCGCUGGAACUCGGCGUCCCCACCAUGCGGGCCGGGGAGGUCUGCUUCUUCCUCGCCGCCUCUCCCUACGGCUACGGCCGCGCGGGCAGGGAGCCCGACGUGCCCCCCGAGGCGCCGCUGGUCUUCGAGGUGACGCUACUGGAGGUGCGCGACGGCCCCGACCCGCAGCGGCUGCCGCCCGCCGCCCGCCUCCGCCUGGGCGCGCAGAAACGGGAGCGCGGAAACGUCCACUUCGCGCGGGGCGACUUCGCGGCCGCGCUGCUGUCAUACCGCCUGGCACUGAGCGCCCUCGAAGGGUCCGGCGAGGAGCGGCGGGACGGGACGGGCGUCGACCUCCACCCCGCGUCCCCGCCCGGGCCGCACGAAGAGGAGCUGCGGGAGCAGCGCGUGAAGUGCCUCAACAACUGCGCGGCGGCAGCGCGGCGGCUGCAGAGAGGCGCGGAGGCGUUGGCGGCCGUGGAGGAGGCGCUGCGCCUCAGCCCGGAUAACGGCACCGCGCUGCUGCGGCGGGGACAGCUACUGGCCGAGGAGGGCCGCGACGAGGAGGCGGCGCGCGUGCUGCGGCGGGCGCUGGAGCUGGACCCGACCAGCAAGCCCGUGCACGCGGAGCUCUCCCGCCUGGCCAAGCGCCGCGCCCGCACCGCCGAGGAGCCCCGCGACCGUCCGCGGCCAACGCCGAGCUCCGGGGAGGGAAUGGCCCCGCCCGAGGAGCCGCGCUCCGAGCGACCGGGGCUCCGCACCGCCCCCGCGCGCACGCAGGAGGAGCGACCGCAGCGCUCCCCGCCCCCCGGGCCCACGGGCGCGGCCCCGCGGCUCCUCGCGCCUGCGCCGCAGCUCCCGGCGUUAUCGCCCCCGCCGGCGGAACGGCGGCCGUAG